Messenger RNA from Coregonus sp. 'balchen', 10461 nucleotides. The record is from the annotation of a GenBank genome assembly. Lineage: Eukaryota; Metazoa; Chordata; Actinopteri; Salmoniformes; Salmonidae.
UGUGGCUGUGACCUGGCUCAUUCAGGCUUCUUCCAGAAGGGAGGAGAGUACAUCUGUACAGAGGACUACCAGCGCCUCUAUGGCACCAAGUGUGACAGCUGUGGAGACUUCAUCACAGGGGAGGUGGUCUCAGCGCUGGGGCGCACCUACCACCCCAAGUGUUUCGUCUGCAGCAUGUGCAGGUAGGUACUGUGGGGGCACACACAAACACACCCACACAUAUAUAUAUAUAUAUAUAUAUAUAUAUAUAUAUAUAUAUAUAUAUAUAUAUACAGUAUAUCCACCACAUUGAUCAUCACUGGCCCUCCACAUCGUAGGACAACGUUGGGCUGUAUAAUGUUUGAUUUAAAUUAGUGAGUUUACCAUGGAGACAAUGAGUGGAGGAAACAAGUAGUGAAUAAUUUGUUUUGUUGGGGAUGCUGGCAUUUAAUCAGUCCUGAAUUAAAUUGAUAAAGAAGAGAUUUCAGCAUAAUCAGAAUACAAGGGAAUGAUCAGAUGGAAUGAUCAGAUGUUUCAUCAUAUCUUCCAAGACAGGGAACAAUUCAGUGAGGAGGGACGUUAUCUUGUGAGGAGAGAAAGGGACAUGCAGCCUCUUGUUUCUGCUUGUCAUGCUGGGAUUCUAAGACCUCAGGGUUAUUACAAUGUCAAAAGCCCUCUCUCUGAUUGUGUGGUUCACUGUCACUGUUUCAGAGUCUUUGGAGGGUUUUUGAAGAGUUUGUGGUUUCUUCUAUAUUGGGCUGCUGGUUGAGAUGACUAGAGAUAUAUUGUAGUGGGAGGGGGUUAGUGAGGCCAAACACACUGCAGCAGCACGGGCCCGAGAGAGAGGCCUUACAGGCAUACUGUAGUAGAAAUAUGUGCCCAGUAUGUACAACACAAAUGACCACAUACAAGCAAAACCACAUGCACAACCCCCACACACACAUACCCUACAGCAACAAGUUCACCUACUACCCUUGCUCUGCUGGCAUUUUCUAUAAUUCCUUGAAGGGAAUUUUCCUGCCAGAUGACCUGACUUGUUCCCUCUAAGCCAUUUUAUUCUCCCACGCUAUUUGUUUUGUUAUUGUUCAGACACCCACACUCUCAACUGUCGCGUCUCUCUGUGUUUUAUAGUCUCUGUGUGGCGGACCAUGGCAGACCUGGGUCUGGUUGGUUGGUGUUGGUGGCAUGCUGUGUUGUACUGUGGAAUGCCCAGGUGGUCUGGGCAGGCAGGGGGUCACGCACGGUGGCAGGUGGCCGUAGCAGGUGGCACCAGGGCUGGGGUGGGUUUAGAGUCUGACCCACAGUAACCUCCCCACCUAGGGCCUUGAUAGGCUGAUAGCACUACUGCUAACAUGGCUGUGCGUGUAUGUCCCAUGGUGCACAGAUGUGUAUGUUAAUUCAUGUGUUUAACACUGUUUGCAAGUUGUAGUUCAAGGUUAUUACUGACCUGACACACUGUAUGGUGUUAUGAGAUGUAAUUUUGGCAGACGCUUGCCAGUGAUAUGCAAAGUGAUAGGGAAUAUACCACCAUCAGUUGUCUAGUGAAGCAGUAAAUUAUAUUGAAUGAUGGUACUGAGUAGUCCAUGUUUAAGGGUGAUGAAUCUUUACCAAAAAUUGUCCUAAUAGCGCUGCCUGUCCUGCUAGAGAUGCUGACUCUUAGCUUUCGGUGGUGGGAGCAGAGCUGGCAUUCCGCUCAUGCAGUCAGCAGUCACCACACGUAAAACACUCAUCAUCAACCACAGAUCAUCCCCACUUCUCCCAAACCUCAAUAUCCAGGGGUAGGAUGCGUUGUUUACACAAGUACAUUUAACAAUAUUAUCUGUUGUUCAUAGCACACUGCAUCGUCCUCAGCACGUUUGAAACAGCGUCUGCGUCCCAAAUGGGCCCUGGUCACAAGUAGUGCACUAUCUAGGGGAUAGGGUGCCAUUUGGGACGCAGGCAGUAUGUUUGUUUCAGUGUGCAGCAUGAAGAUCACCUCUGCUGGCCCAGUUUAACUGCUGUGGCCAAGCGGAUGUGACGCAUAUUCCCCUGCAUGCCUGGCUGCCAUGUAGCUGGAUACAGGAUCUGUCCAAUUGCCCAUCCUGACUCCAGGGAGAGUGGACUUCUCUGUGAGCCUCCCUGUCACUGGAUGUUACCGCUGAAGCCCACAGGGCCACCCUGUCAGCACACACCACACCAAAGAGAUGUGUGGUGCGUAUGUGUGUGUGUGUAUAAUGAAUGCAGAGCAGAGGUUGUGAUUUGCCUUUUGAAUGGUAGCCCUAAAUACCCAUCCUGUCUGCUUUAGUAUCUCCAUGUGUCUUAUCUCUUUUUUUGUUAAGAAUCAUUUGUCUUGGCGCUUUUCUUUGCAGGUCUUCUACAUAAUUAUAUUGUUUAAAUAGGCUAGUUGUGUCACAACCUAUUACAUUGACAUACAGUACCAGUCAAAAAUGUUACAUCGUAGAAUAAUAGUGAAGACAUCAAAACUAUGAAAUAACACAUAUGGAAUCAUAUAGUAACCAAAAAAAUUUUUAUAUUUGAGAUUCUUCAAAUAGCUACCCUUUGCCUUGAUGACAGCUUUGCACACUCUUGGAAUUCUCUCAACCAGCUUCAUGAGGUAGUCACCUGGAAUGCAUUUCAAUUAACAGGUGUGCCUUCUUAAAAGUUAAUUUGUGGAAUUUAUUUUCUAAUUAAUGCGUUUGAGCCAAACAGUUGUGUUGUGACAAGGUGGGGGGGUAUACAGAAGAUAGCCCUAUUUGGUAAAAGACCAAGUCCAUAUUAUGGCAAGAACAGCUCAAAUAAGCAAAGAGAAAGACAGUCCAUCAUUACUUUAAGACAUGAAGGUCAGUCAAUACAGAACAUUUCAAGAACUUGAUAAGAAGUGCAGUCGCAAAAACCAUCGAGCGCUACGAUGAAACUGGCUCUCAUGUGGACCACCACAGGAAUGGAAGACCCAGAGUUACCUCUGCUGCAGAGGAUAAGUUCAUUAGAGUUACCAGCCUCAGAAAUUGCAGCCCAAAUAAAUGCUUCACAGAGUUCAAGUCACAGACACAUCUCAACAUCAACUGUUCAGAGAGGACUGUGUGAAUCAGGCCUUCAUGAUCCAAAUUGAAGAUUUUUGGUUCAAACCGCUGUGUCUUUGUGAGACGCGGUGUGGGUGAACGGAUGAUCUCUGCAUGUGUAGUUCCCACCAUAAAGCAUGGAGGAGGAGGUGUUAUGGUGUGGGGGUGCUUUGCUGGUGACACUGUCUGUGAUUUAUUUAGAAUUUUAUUUAGAAUUCAAGGCACACUUAACCAGCAUGGCUACCACAGCAUUCUGCAGCGAUACGCCAUCCCAUCUGCUUUGGGCUUAGUGGGACUAUCAUUUGUUUUUCAACAGGACAAUGACCCAACACACCUCCAUGCUGUGUAAGGGUUAUUUGACCAAGAAGGAGAGUGAUGGAGUGCUGCAUCAGAUGACCUGGCCUCCACAAUUCCCCAACCUCAACCUAAUUGAGAUGGAUUGGGAUGAGUCGGACAGCAGAGUGAAGGAAAAGCAGCCAACAAGUGCUUAGCAUAUGUGGGAACUCCUUCAAGAUUGUUGGAAAAGCAUUCCAGGUGAAGCUGGUUGAGAGAAUGCCAAGCGUGUGCAAAGCUGUCAUCAAGGCAAAGGGUGGCUAUUUGAAGAAUCUCAAAUAUAAUUUGUUUAACACUUUUUUGGUUACUACAUGAUUCCAUAUGUGUUAUUUCAUAGUUUUGAUGUCUUCACUAUUAUUCUACAAUGUAAAAAAUUGUUUAAAAAAACAACAAACAAACACCUUGAAUGAGUAGGUGUGUCCAGACUUUUGACUGGUACUGUAAGUCUUCAAUUUAGGUUUGCUACGGUUCGGACAGGCCUACAUUUUAAGAGUUUGUCAUACCUAUUCACUGUGAUUAUUUUUUACCCCUUUUUUUCCUCCCCAAUUUCGUGAUUUCCAAUUGGUAGUUACAGUCUUGUCCUAUCGCUGCAACUUCCGUACGGACUCGGGAGAGGCGAAGGUCGAGAGCCAUGCGUCCUCCAAAACACGACCCUGCCAAGCCGCACUGCUUCUUGACACACAGCUCGCUUAACCUGGAAGCUAGCCGCACCAAUGUGUCGGAGGAAACACCAUACAACUGGCGACCGAAGUCAGCAUGCAUGCGCCCGGCCCAUCACAAGGAGUCACUAGAGCGCGAUGGGACAAGGACAUCCCGGCCGGCCAAACCCUCCCAUAACCCGGACGAUGCUGGGCCAAUUGUGCGCCGCCUCAUUGGUCUCCCGGUCGUGGCCGGCUGCGACACAUCUUUAUUUGUCAUCUUUAAGAUUACACAGACAAACAGGUAGAGGGUAAAAAAACUAAAGAUCCCCUACCGCAUCAACCCCACCCCAACCUCCCUUGCUCCAACAGAUCCCCACCCCAACCCCUCAUGCUUCAACAGAGCCCCACCCCAACACCCCAUGCUUCAACAGAGCCCGACCCCAACCCCCCAUGCUUCAACAGAGCCCCAACCCCCCCAUGCUUCAACAGAGCCUGACCCCAACCCCCCAUGCUUCAACAGAGCCCCAACCCUCCAUGCUCCAACAGAGACCCACCCCAACCCACCAUGCUUCAACAGAGCCCCACCCCAACCCACCAUGCUUCAACAGAGCCCCACCCCAACCCCUCAAGCUUCAACAGAGCCCAACCCCAACCCCCCCAUGCUUCAACAGAGCCCCACCCCAACCCACCAGCUUCAACAGAGCCCCCACCCCCAACCCCCCAUGCUCCAAACAGGACCCCACCCAACCCCCCAUGCUUCAACAGAGCCCGACCCAACCCCCAUGCUUCAACAGAGCGCAACCACCCCAAACCCCCAUGCUUCAACAGAGCCCCCAACCUCCAUGUUUCAACAGAGCCCCACCCCAACCCCCAUGUCCAACAGAGCCCACCCAACCCCCAUGCUCCAAAGAGCCCAAACCCCCAUGUCAACAGAGCCCCAUCCACCCCCCAUGUCCCUUCAACAGAGCCUCCCACCCCAACCCCCAAUCCCCCCCCUUGCCAAUGCUUCAACAGAGCCCACCCCAACCCCCAUGCUUCAACAGAGCCCCCACCCCCCUCUCAACUCCACCAACCCCAUGCUUCAACAAGCCCCACCCCCCAUCAUCUCAACAGAGCCCCACCCCACCCCCCCAUGCUCCAACAGAGCCCUACCCCAACCCCCCAUGCUCCAACAGAGCCCCAUCAACCCCCCAUGCUUCAACAGAGCCCCACCCUAACCCCCCAUUCUUCAACAGAUCCCCACCCUAACCCCCCAUGUUUCAACAGAGCCCCCACCCCAACCCCCAUGUUUCAAUAGAGCCCCACCCCAACCCCCAUGUUUCAAUAGAGCCCCACCCUAACCACCAUGUUUCAACAGAGCCCCACCCUAACCCCCCAUGCGUCAACAGAGCCCCACGCCUAUACCAACUCAACUAUACUCUACUCCUGAGUGGCGCAGUGGUCUAAGGCACUGCAUCGCAGUGCUAACUGUGCCACUAGAGAUCCUGGUUCGUAUCCAGGCUCUGUCGCAGCCGGCCGCGACCGGGAGACUCAUGGGCGGCGCACAAUUGGCCCAGCGUCGUCCAGGGUAGGGGAGGGAAUGGCCGGCAGGGAUGUAGCUCAGUUGAUAGAGCAUGGCGUUUGCAACGCCAGGGUUGUGGGUUCGAUUCCCACGGGGGCCAGUAUAAAAAAAUAAAUAAUGUAUUCACUAACUGUAAGUCGCUCUGGAUAAGAGCGUCUGCUAAAAUGACUAAAAUGUAAAUGUAAAAUACCAGAAAAAGAAACAAACAAACAAAAUGGAAUGAAAAGUAAAAAAUAAUGAUAUAAAUUCUUAUUUGGGUUAGUUUACGGAGUUAUGAAAUUAGCUGGGUCCAUGUCUUCUACAAAAGAUAAGAAAGGUUGCCAGAUAUGAUCCAAUUUAAUUGCAGAUCUUCUAACGGAAUAAUGCAUUUCCUUUAGUUUUAAAUGUUGCAUGACUUCCUUUAUCCAGUGGCUAAAGAUGUUUGUUUUGAUGAAUAUUUUGGGAAAGGGGCUCCAUCCUCUCUCUUUCAUGUGUGAGUGUGCCUGUGUGUGUGUCUGCAUGGAGAGUGGCACUCUAAUCAGUAUUAAUGCGAUUAGAACGGAGGUCUGGCCUUUGAAGCCGUCUCUCUCUCAUGUGCAACUAAAGAGAAUCACAUUGCCCUCCUUGACCAAAUUAAGCGCCUUCUGCUCAAAGGUUUUUUUUAGAAACAUUUUCUAAACAUAAUAUAAUCCCAAAUGCAUGCAGAAAUAAUAAUGUCUAAUCUUCUCAAUCACAUCAAAGCACCAUUAGACUCAGUGCUCAGCUGUUCAGUGUUGGGUAGUUAGUUAGCGAUACAUUAGCAAACACUUCCAGAAUGGCUGUAUAGAACAGUACCACUGCUGUGCUGUAGUCGUCUCUGCUCUGACUCCGCAGACCCUGGAUUUCACUGUCACUGUCAUUGGACAAAAGUAAAUAUGGCGCCCCCUGUAAGGACAUAACCCUACCGCAGUAUUUUCUCAUGGAUUUAUUUUGGGCAUUUUUUUAAGGGAGAAUUUACAAAAUCUAUUAUAACUGGACCCACAAACAGUACAUGAUGAAAAUUACUAAACACAAAAUGUGCAAUUGUGUAAAAUAAUAUUGCCUAGCUGUCAUUACACACAGUAUACGUACUGAAUGACGUUACGGGUUCAGCAGAAUACAUGUCUGAUUUCUUCCUUUCUCUUGUUUUCCAGAAAGCCUUUCCCUAUCGGAGAUAGGGUGACCUUCUGUGGGAAGAAGUGUGUCUGUCAGCAGUGCUCUCAUUCACUGGUCAGCAGCGAGCCAGUCAAGAUCCACGGACCCAGCCGUAAGUCUCCAUAUCAGAAUAUCAGAAGCUCUUUCUCAUAGCACAGGGCCUCAGCUAGACUUACAUGAUCAGUGUCAUACAGCACAGCAAUGGUCCCAUAGGACAAGGCUUCAGCACUGCACACUUCUCAGUGGAAUCACUAUAUCCUGAUGAUGACCUCAUGAAUUUCUGAUGCAAUAGCAGCACAUGUAGAUUAAUCUGCAACAAGGUCACAUACAGUAGAUACAUAGACCAGAUCUCAACAUACAGUAGGACAUCCACCUGUCAUAUAACCAGUGCAUACAGUUGAUAAGCCACCUCCUUUCCCAUCUUAAUCAGCCCACUACGACAGUCCCUUUAAUCUUCAUUAGAUGAAUUGUGUGUAGAGAUUUCAUGAUGUACCAUGGACACCUGGUUAAGUACAUGGAGUGCAGAGAGAGAGGGGGGAUGGUACAGUAGCAGUAACACAGUACUGGCUUGAUAUCACAUCAAUCAAUAAUAUCGCUCAUCUGCAAAUGACUGCUAUUAAUCUACCUGGCAACAGGCACAUGCUUUAAUACAGCAGUCCUCCAGUUACAGUGCAAUCAGGCAGACAUGGGCUCAUGUCAUGACCUAAAUUAAUGGGAGCAUUGAUUACAUGCUGAAAACAACUGCUCUGCUUGGCAUCUGAAGUCUUUUUAUGGUAGGAUUGUUUUAAUGGCUAUCUAUAAGAAUAAAUGAAAUUGUCACACAAUGUCCCACGGUUAUGACUGAAAAUAGAUGAUAAUUUGACUGGCAAUAUCAGGUAUUUGAACUGAGUCUCCCAGGAUCCAGGCAGGACUGGUACAGUGCCUACCUGCCCUGAGGAAGUGGUGUUGUGUUGGCCACCUUGCCCUCUCCAGAUGGCUACACUGUCCAUGUGCCACCACGUGGAAAUACUGCCUUCCUGUCCAGCAAAGCCAUUUCCCUAUGGUUAUUAACUGGAAUAUACUGUUUUACCUGAGAACAGCCAGAGCGGAUGCCUGUUAAGCCACCGGGUGUUUAUAUAGUAAAAAGCUCAGUAUGGGUGUGGGUGUGCCAGGCAGAGUAGCCGUGACAAACAGUGCUGAGCCAGAGUGAUGAGAAACGUCUGUUUACCAAACAGCCCAUACAGUAGGCUGCAGAGUCACAUCAGACGAGGACUGAGGAGCCCUGGGUAUGCCCGUUGUGACCUGAGACUGGAGUGUGAAAAAUGUACAGGCAUGGCUGAGCUGAAGAGUGUUUUUUUUAUAUUUAUUUUUAUUUCACCUUUAUUUAACCAGGUAAGCCAGUUGAGAACAAGUUCUCAUUUACAACUGCGACCUGGCCAAGAUAAAGCAAAGCAGUGCGAUAAAAACAACAACAACACAGAGUUACAUAUGGAAUAAACAAAACGUACAGUCAAAAACACAAUAGAAAAUCUAUAUACAGUGUGUGCAAAUGUAGUAAGUUAUGGAGGUAAGGCAAUAAAUAGGCCAUAGUGCAAAAUAAUUACAAUUUAGUAUUAACACUGGAGCGAUACAUGUGCAGAAGAUGAUGUGCAAAUAGAGAUACUGGGGUGCAAAUGAGCAAAAUAAAUAAUAAUGUAAAUAACAAUAUAGGGGAUGAGGUAGUUGGGUGGGCUAAUUACAGAUGGGCUGUGUACAGGUGCAGUGAUCGGUAAGCUGCUCUGACAACUGAUGCUUAAAGUUAGUGAGGGAGAUAAGUGUCUCCAGCUUCAGAGAUUUUUGCAGUUCGUUCCAGUCAUUUGCAGCAGAGAACUGGAAGGAAUGGUGGCCAAAGGAGGUGUUGGCUUUGGGGAUGACCAGUGAGAUAUACCUGCUGGAACGCAUACUAUGGGUGGGUGUUGCUAUGGUGACCAAUGAUCUAAGAUAAGGCAGGGAUUUGCCUAGAAGUAAUUUAUAGAUGACCUGGAGCCAGUGGGUUUGGCGACGAAUAUGUAGUGAGGGCCAGCCAACGAGAGCGUACAGGUCACAAUGGUGGACCCAUUACGGACGCAGGCAAUGAGGCAGUGAUUGCUGAGAUCCUGGUUGAAGACAGCGGAGGGUAAAUUAGUCAGGAUGAUAUCUAUGAGGGUGCUCAUGUUUAUGGAUUUAGGGUUGUACCUGGUAUGUUCCUUGAUAAUUUGUGUGAGAUUGAGGGCAUCUAGUUUAGAUUGUAGGACGGCCGGGGUGUUAAGCAUAUCCCAGUUUAGGUCACCAAGCAGAACGAACUCUGAGGAUAGAUGGGGGGCAAUCAGUUCACAUAUGGUGUCCAGGGCACAACUGGGGGCUGAGGGGGGUCUGUAGCAAGCGGCAACAGUGAUAGACUUAUUCCUGGAAAGGUGGAUUUUUAGAAGUAGAAGCUCAAACUGUUUGGAUGAUACAGUGUAAAGGAUGAUACAUUCAGUAUAGGUGAGUUUGGAGUAGGACUCUACAUCUCUCUCUGUGAGAGUAGGGCAGGAGUGGGGGACAGGCGAGACGUCGACUUUAAAUGAGAACAAAUGGGAGCCCGACCUUUUCCGACGUUUAUUGUCAUGAAUCUUGCCCUGGAGGCAGAACUGAGCGAUUUCCACUAGAUGGGCCAACUGCAAAGUCAAAAUUGUCUAUAUAGUAAAAAUGUAUGAAAACAACAAUUUAUUUAAGGUUAGGGUUAGGCAUUAGGGCUAACAGUGUGGUUAGGGUUGAGGUUAGGGUUAGGUUUAAAAUGCAGUUUUGCCUCCAUGGCAAGAUUCAUGACAAUAAAUGCCAACCUUCCCCCGUCACGGCCAUGAAUCAUCGUCUGCCAUAACUCCCUCUGCUCCUCUCCACUCAUCUACUCCAGCCGCUACACCCACAGCCUUCAGUAGAGCUACUCAAUGCUCUGGACUGUAUCUGUACUGGGUUGUACAUCACAUCUGAGCUGGUGCACGUUUGUGAUUCCUUACCGGAGAGACUACACGUUUGGUUCAAUAUUGUUUUGUCCCCUCUUGCCACUCUUCCAUUUUCAUUCUCUGUUUAUUCUCUGUUCAUCUCUCUCUCUUCUCUCUCUCUCUCUCUCUCUCUCUCUCUCUCUCUCUCUCUCUCUCUCUCUCUCUCUCUCUCUCUCUCUCUCUCUCUCUCUCUCUCUCUCUCUCUCCUCUCUCUCUCUCUCCCUCUCUCUCUCCUCUCUCUCUCUUCUCUCUUCUCUCUUUCUUUCUCUCUCUCAGACUGUGCUGGCUGUAAGGAGGAGAUCAAACAUGGCCAGUCCCUCCUGGCCCUGGAGAAGCAGUGGCAUGUCAGCUGCUUCAAGUGUCAGACCUGUGGCACUGUGCUGACCGGGGAGUACAUCAGCAAGUAGGUGCACUCUGUGGUAACAUCACAAUACCAGUAGAGUACUAGUAGUAUAUAGUAUAGUAGUAGUAAACAGUACAUUCCUCACUCUGAGUCAAGCAGAAGAAUCCUCCUACAUAUGCACUGUGCAUUUACUGCACACAUAGCUGCGACAUGCCAUCCCAUGGACUGUAUCCAUCUGUUAUUAUGGACUGUUAUCAUUUGAAAAAAGACUAGCUACUGACUGUACUAUGUGUGUGUUUAUCUGUGUGUGUGUCUGUGUGUUCUCAGGGAUGGUAUUCCAUACUGUGAGACUGACUACCACGCCCAGUUUGGCAUCCAGUGUGCAACGUGUAUCAGAUAUAUCAGUGGCAGGGUGCUGGAGGUGAGUCUGUCUGUC